CCUUGAUGUUUAUAAUUCGGGGGCGACUGUCAGAUAGCCUUUGUUCAUUUCCACAUCUAGGUCUCCAUGACUUAGAUAGGGGUUUCUUUGAAACAGCGCAUUUAGGCAUACUGUAUUCGCCUCUCUAUAGACUGUAGGUAGUUGUUAGAAGGUAAGAUGAUCGCAAUGCCUUGACAAUUCGACAUAGCCCAUUUAACUCCGGCGGAAUCGAGAUGAGACAAGUAUAUUCCCUAUCCCAUCCAACGGUUCUUCUCGUCAUUCCUAUCCAUCGGAGAUAAUCACGCCAAUAGCCCCCAACAACCCUUAUCAAUCGCCAUAAUAACCCCAAGCCUUAAGAAUUUCAGAAGCACGCCUUUAAGAUCCCUUGCAUGAAUAUCGAUGAAUCGUAGGUCCAAAUAGAGCCAUAGAAACAAUUCGCCACGUCAUUCCACGGGACUAGAUCGACGUAAAAGGACAAACCUGCUUGACAACUAGCAUGACGUCACCUCCACCACGCGACAGCUAAUGAGAUGACAGUAUCCUCCGUACGUGUCUCAUUGUUCAAAGAACCACGGACUCGGGGAACAGCAUUUGAUGCCCUUUAAAACAGACUCGAAUACCACGAGACAUUAGAUAUCUAUCUAACUCCUAUACAUUCUCAAACCUAGAAUAAUCCAACUCUACCCCCUACAACACCCCUUUUCCAGCUGCAAACCAGUCCAAUCACACACCAAACAACCAUGGCAUUCACCCGCUCCUCAACCGGACACUCCAAGCCACGCAUCCAACUGAACAUCUCCACGGAGCCCGAGCGCCGGCGCACCGCCAAAACCACAACCACAACCACAUCACGACGGCACGGCCACAUGACCGCACAACCAGCAACCCACCACCACCGCAAGCCGCACCUCAAAGACAAGAUCCAAGGCGCCGCCAAGAAGCUAAACGGCACGCUGACGCGCCGCCCGGGCAAGAAAGCCGCUGGGACGCGGCAGAUGCGCGGGACAGAUGGGAAGGGGAGUCGGGCUAAGAGGAUUUAAAUGCAACGUAUUCCGGUGUUUCUUAGGAUUGAUUUAUUUCGACAUUUUAUGAGGUUCUAUUGGGAACGCCUUCGUUAGGAUUUUGGAAUUAUGGUGGCGAUCUAUCAUAUUCACCUUAGACGGUCUUAUGGUACUGUACC
Molecule: messenger RNA, 1159 nt
Organism: Annulohypoxylon maeteangense
Lineage: Eukaryota; Fungi; Ascomycota; Sordariomycetes; Xylariales; Hypoxylaceae
Exons: 1
Coding region: 720-1019 (99 amino acids)
Source: RefSeq, a predicted model, not a curated record